UCGCGAGAGGCGUGAGGCAGUACUAUGAGAUAGAUAGAUAGAGUCUUUUUUUCGCUCUUAAGGGAAUGCACUCUUAACUUAUUGGAGAUGUAAACAAAAUUGGCGUUGCCUUUUGUUUUUUUUCCUAAGAUAUUUCCCUUAUUAUAACAUUAAAUUCAACAUGAUUUAAUUUCCCUAAAACCUCAAAAACAACUUGAUUCAAAGUCAGUAUUUUAUAAUAAAUCUACGUAUACGAGCUACUUUGUUUUGAUUAAAUGGAAUCCCAUUUUUCACCUGGGUAUGUGCAGAAUUUGUUGCAAUCUUUGAAGUCUUCGAAGAUUUACACGGACCUUCAUAAUGCAGCACAGACAGAGGUUUCUAAAACGUCUGUUAGAGUUUCAGAAUUAAAGAAAGGUGUACAAAGUGGGCUAGCAGCUUCGGGGUGGGAAAAGAAGUUAAGGAAUGAGAUCUACCAGUACCUGCUGAGUCACCCUGUUAGCUCCCACCCCCAGGCCACACCUGCAGAACAUCUCAAAGAACCGCUGCUAUACCUUAGGAAAGCACAGCAAGCUUGGGAGAAGAGGAUUCUAAAAAGUUUAAAUAGCAUGUGCACAGAGCUGAAUAUUCCUCUAGCCAGAAAGCGUCCAGAAAAGGAGCAGAAGGAAUUGGCAGGGAGAUGGACAGAGCUUGGCAUUGAUGGACCUGACCUGACCCAGAUACGGCCCGUGUACGCUCCAAAAGAUUUCCUGGAGGUGAUUAUGUGUCUUCAGAACCCCAACUACAAUGCCGGCGACUCCAGUGGGACAUAUACUCUGUGGGGCCUUGUGCAACUGCCGCUGAAGCUGAGCAGUAUCAAUAGAUUGCGGUUACUGUACAGUGAUAUGGCCAUCAACCAGUGUCAGACAGGGGUGGAUGACAGCAGUGACAUUCCUGCUGACAUGUUUGAUAGCGACAGGGUCAAACUUGGCAAGAAAGUAUUGCAAGCGGAGCACAGUCCGAUAGCCCAGGAGUACGCCAAGAAGGGCUGCCCUGUUAGCCUGCGUGAGGACCUCUGGAGUCAGAUACUCGGAAUUAACGUUGAUGAAUUUGAUGUGCUAUACUAUGAACAACUAAAGGCAAAUGUUAUUGCUCAUGAUCUACUGGUGGACAGCCUGUUAUACAAGGAUGUGAAGUUAACCGCCACCAAUGAUGACCAGUACUUUGUGUUUGAAGAUUUCUUAUAUCAGAUCUUGCUGCCGUUCACGCGGGACACGGAGGUUCUGAGUCACUUUGCCAGGAACAGUGCCUCCCCUCCCAAGUCGUAUAUACGUGGUAAACUGGGGGAUGAGAACUUUUCAGUGGUUUAUCCACCAAACGGAGUGAUACCCUUCCAUGGGUUUGCAAUGUAUGUUGCCCCCCUGUGUUACCUGUACAAGGAUCCUGUGAAGCUGUACUAUGCCUUCCGUGCCAUCUACACUCGCUUCUUCUUCAGACUUCACAGCAUCUCAUCACAUCCACAGGGUAUAGUAUGUCUCAGUCUGUUGUUUGAGAACCUGCUCCAGACACAUGAAGCUGAACUGUUCUUCUAUCUCAAGUCUGUCGGAUGCCAGCCUUUGAAGAUAGCGUUCAAGUGGCUUGUUCGUGCGUUCUCUGGCUACCUGUCUAGUGACCAGGUGCUACUGCUGUGGGAUAGGAUCCUGGCCUAUAACUCCCUGGAAAUACUCUCAGUGCUUGCUGUGUCCAUCUUCUCAUUUCGAAAGACCAACCUGCUCAAGGUGCAGUCCUACAACGCUGCUGAGGCUGUGCUGGCAGAUCUGACCACCCUGCAGGUGAUUCCCCUCAUACAGCUCAGCCUCUUCUCCAAAUGAGCCUGCGCUUAAUGCAUGUGCCUAAAGUGUAGUCCCAGAUUAGCCUGUGCACAAGCUCAUCAUAGACGUCAAUAUACGCUUAGACUGGAUUUUCGUUUGAGAAGUGACUACCUUUUAACAAAAAAAUCCAUAAAAGCAGAAAAUGUACGCACAUGCAUAAAGCCUAGGCUUUGCCAUAAUUCUAUGGAAGAUGAAGCUUACACUUAUGUUUUGGACGGAUCAAUUUUAUGUAGGAAUGUGCUAACAGAUGACAGGAUUAUGGAUAGGUCUUACUACAUGAUAGAACAAUUUUAAUAGUUUAUAUACAUGAAGGAAAAUUAAUGUGAUGUUGUCAAAAAGAAUCUAACACUGCUUUUUUGUUCAGUUUUUAGUGAUCACCAUUUACAUCAGAACCUUUAUAUUACAUAUCACUUAAUUAGUGUUCUUACUGAGUGUAAUUUCAAAGAAUGUUUGGGUGUUAAACCCUUUCCCGAACCCUUUCCCACUUAGAGGCAAAGCGAAAAUGGCUAUUUGCAAACAGCAUAAAACCAGAACAGCCUGCGAGUAACUCACAGUCUGUCCAGGUUUAAUGCUGUUUGCUGCUCAACAGUAUCUAAGGGUUAGAAAUGAAACCUUUAAAACUUGAUUCUAGUAAGAAAGGUCUUUAAUUAUAUUUUUGUUUCUAGGGACUACAAAUGCGUCAAAAUACUAUCUGAGUGGUAAAGGGUUAACCAAAACACCUGUGAGAAUGUGAUUACUUUAUGUUUAGUACGUGCAAGGUAAUGUUUGUUAGAACUAAUCCAUAUGAGCCUGACUCUUCGAAAACUGGACUUAAUCAGGCUGCAGGAUCAUGUGACUUUGUGGGGUUCCCGCUUUUAACUUUAAUGGUUGUAUACACGACCGUAAGAGGUGCUUUAUUUCAAAUAACUUUUUAAAAUUAUUUUUCUUAAGAAUUAAAAUUAGUGCAUAAAAGACAGAUUUUUAUGCUGCUUAUGGCAAUGUGAAAUACACCGGAAUUACUCUAUUUAAUAAGCCUGUGUUGUUGUUAAAAAAUUCGGUAUCUUCUGCAUUCAUUGUACACCGUUAUGCUUCACGAAACGUGAAAUGUUAUCAACGAUUUCAGAGGUAUCCAAGAAUUUAUUCUUAUACCUUAAGAUAUAAGCACAAACUUCAAGAAAAACUUAUUUUAUGCACUAAAGAUUUAUGUAAAUGAAUUUCAAUAACUUGAGAUAUUUGCAAAAAUAAAGUUUUUAAUGGUGUGUUUACAUUCUGUCCAGUCCGUGUGUAAAACCCGGUAAACCCCGUUGAUUCUGCACCCUGUUAAUGGAUGAGCAUAAAAUGUUGUCCAAUAUUAGCCCAGAUUUUGGACGACACUUUACGCACAUGCAUUAAGCCCUUUUUCACCAGAGAACGACUCAUCUGUUGUGAUUGAUAUUGUAUUGAGUGUGAGAGAUGAGAGCAUAAGAUUCAAUCAUGAUCAUAAACAUGUUUGUUAGAACUCUUAACUUUUUUGACAUAUUUAUGUUUUUGAAUUAAUACAAUUAAAUGUAUUAUACAUCCAUUUUCGUUUAUGAUAAUGAACUUUUAUCAUACAUGUUAACACAUAUGGUUUUGUCUUUUAAUUUAAAGAAUAUUCACAAUUGGGAAUUAUGAAAUAAAAUUAAAAUGUUUACAAAGAA
Dreissena polymorpha is the source of this 3484-nucleotide messenger RNA. Its product is annotated as TBC1 domain family member 19-like. The transcript has 17 exons. The record is from RefSeq and is a predicted model, not a curated record. Bases 255 to 1826 code for a protein of 523 amino acids. Lineage: Eukaryota; Metazoa; Mollusca; Bivalvia; Myida; Dreissenidae.